Molecule: messenger RNA, 207 nt
Organism: Penicillium soppii
Lineage: Eukaryota; Fungi; Ascomycota; Eurotiomycetes; Eurotiales; Aspergillaceae
Exons: 1
Coding region: 1-207 (68 amino acids)
Biological process (GO): DNA replication
Cellular component (GO): nuclear origin of replication recognition complex
Molecular function (GO): DNA binding
Source: RefSeq, a predicted model, not a curated record
AUGACCAACCGGCCAGUUGAACAAGCGUUGGGCAUACUGGUGCCAACUCAUGCCAAUGAUUUACCCCAAGAACUUCUUAGCUAUGCUAUGUCACUGGUUGCGCAGUCCCGAAGCUUCUCGGCCAGUUUGAAGCCAGAAGAGGAAAUCGCUCGUCCAUACGCAUGCGCGGAAAUUGCUUGCAGAAGGUCGGCAGAUGCCCUCAACUAA